Rhinichthys klamathensis goyatoka is the source of this 627-nucleotide messenger RNA. RefSeq names its product cytochrome b-c1 complex subunit 10 (gene uqcr11). The transcript has 3 exons. The record is from RefSeq and is a predicted model, not a curated record. Gene Ontology annotation, cellular component: mitochondrial inner membrane. NCBI's taxonomy places the organism in Eukaryota, Metazoa, Chordata, Actinopteri, Cypriniformes, Leuciscidae. Bases 60 to 230 code for a protein of 56 amino acids. Gene Ontology annotation, biological process: mitochondrial electron transport, ubiquinol to cytochrome c.
CGUAAUUUCCUGUGCGCGUUUGCUGCAAUUCUCGCCUCGCUCUCCACAAACGUCUGAUAAUGUUGGGCAAAAUAAUCGGACAGAAAUACGCAUCUAUCGCGAAAACAUGGGUUCCCACGCUGGCGGUCUGGGGCGGAGUCGGAGGAGUCGCUCUCGUUCACUUCACAGACUGGAGGGUGAUCCUGGACUACGUGCCCUACAUCAACGGGAAGUUCAAGAAGGAGGAAUAGAUGGAGGACGGUCUCGCUUCGGACGGUUUGAAGACGGAGACGCUCGUCACGGCUGUUGAAACCAAACCAAUCUAUCGUGUGAAACGGACUAGUUCAUCAGAGCCAAUGAACAAUGUGAUAUUUAUUUUUUCGGAGCGUUCAAUCCGUUUCCCCCUCGUGAUUUAUCAGUGUGCUCAUGAAAGGAGAACGAUCACAGACUCAGAAUUAAAUGAUAUGUAUUAAAGAGAUGUUUGUAAAACUUCACCAUUUGUUCCCACUGAAACCUCUUGGAAUAAAUGCACUGUAAUUAUAUUAUUAAUAACAUUAUCGUGGACCUGAGCUCUGGUUUUUAAUUCUGUUUAAUUCUGCUCAACGGCGGGUUUAAUGCUGGUGCUUGUUAUUAAAAGAAAGAAAAUAA